Molecule: messenger RNA, 1900 nt
Organism: Cuscuta epithymum
Lineage: Eukaryota; Viridiplantae; Streptophyta; Magnoliopsida; Solanales; Convolvulaceae
Source: the annotation of a GenBank genome assembly
GUUGCCUCGUGCGGGCGUGUAUAUAAACUCGACGUUCAUUCAGUUUUUUCCACAGAAUCACAAAUCAACUUUUCUUGUAUUCUUCGAUUUUUUACAGUUAUCUGAAUUCGAAUUGGUUCUGGAGCGGCGGUAUCAUGUGAAGUUCAAUGUCGGAGAAGAAAAAUGUUGUGAUUGUCGGCGGAGGAGUUGGAGGCUCUCUUCUGGCAUAUAUCCUUCAGAACUACUGUGAUGUUUUCCUCAUUGAUUCGAAGGAGUAUUUUGAGAUUUCAUGGGCAAGCUUAAGGUCAAUGGUUGAACCGUCAUUUGCAACAAGGACAGUGAUUAAUCACAGCGAAUACCUUCACAAUGCACGCAUUAUUUCAUCUCCAGCUACGGACAUCACAAGGAAUGAGGUUAUGACAAAACACGGCCAACGAAUUGCAUAUGAUUAUCUUGUUGUUGCCACUGGUCAUUUGGAGAAUGGCAGUUCCACAAGACAGGAGAAACUCAAUUACUACCAAAGAGAUGAGUUUGAUACCAUAUCAUACCUAAUUGACAUAAACAUUCAUAUAUAGUCUUCCAUAUGUUCGAAUAAUGAUCGCUUGCAAUGACCUCUCAAAAAUUUUCCAUUUCUGGUUUCACAACCAUUAGUUCAUUCCAACUUCAGGCUACCGGGUUUUAUUUUUCUAGUUUUGGUGUAUAGUUUCUUGCCUCUUUUGGUCUUUCUAACCACUUUUCCAGCCAUUUCUCCAAUCGAUUUUUGCCGGAUAAGUGUCUGGAAAAAAGUCAAAAGACUAAAAGUAGCAAUAACAUGCUCAUUGCCUUUACUCGUAUGGGUGUGAUUGCAUGGCAAUUGAAUUUGUGAUGAUGUCUAUUCAAGAUUUAUGACAUUCAGUCAAUUGAUGCAUCCGUUUCUUCCUGACAGAGAAUGAUACUAUCCAAUCUGCUAAUUCCAUACUGAUAGUUGGAGGGGGGGCCGACGGGCGUAGAGCUGGCUGCCGAAAUAGCCAUUGAUUUUCCCAGUAAAAAGGUGACACUUGUGCACAAGCAUUCAACACUGCUGGAAUUCAUAGGACAAAAGGCCGGGAACAGGGCGCUUAAGUGGUUAACUUCAAAGAAGGUUAAUGUCAUCCUCGGGCAAUCCGUUGACUUGAGAUCGCCCUCAAACGGUGUAUAUCGGUUAUCUGGGGGAGAAACUGUAGUUGCAGAUUGCCAUUUUCUAUGUGCUGCUAAGCCUUUUGGCACCUCGUGGCUAAAGGAUACCGAUUUGAGAGAUAGCUUGGAUAACCAAGGGAAGUUAAUGGUUGAUGCAAACUUGAGGGUCAAGGGUCACAAUAAUAUAUUUGCCAUAGGAGACAUUGUUGAUAUCAAAGAACUAAAGCAAGGAUUUAUAGCUCAAAACCAUGCAUUGUUGGCUGCCAAGAAUGUGAAGCUAUUGAUAAGUGGAGCAAAGGAGCAGAAACUCGCAAAGUAUAAGCCCGGUAUCAAAAUGGCUAUAGUUUCUCUAGGGAGAAGACAUGCUGUGAUGCAAGUUGGGUGCAAAACCUUUUCCGGACGGAUUCCUGGAAAGAUAAAGUCUGAGGAUUUGUUUGUUGGCGAGGCGAGGAAGAAACUCGGCCUAAAGUCUUCUUAGUUGCCAAAUCGCUGUUGUAAUUAGGGGGUGCGCGUGUUAAAUUCCUAAGCUACCUGUUUGUCUUUCUUACUUUUGUUUGUUGCUGUGUUUGUAGCAUUCCACAUGUUUUGUAUUUUGAUAUGCAUAUACGAAGUAUACACUAUGAAUGUGAGCCUUCGAGUGUAUAUAUUUCUUCCAGCUCGUACUAUUGACUAUUGAGUCAUUUGAGUGUGAAAAAUAAAUCAAAGCUUGUUUUUUGUACUUUUCAACAUAGUAUCAUAUCAACUUAAAGAGCCUGUUUGGUGACCC